AUGAUUCCUUCCAGUCCCAAAAGAAAGCGCUAUGAGGAAGAGUCGCAAGCGAGUUCCACACCGGAAGGUCGGGUUGACUCUCCAAACGAUGAUGAUGAUGAAUGCCUUCCUCAACAUUUGAAAGAUAGGACUCAGUUGGAAGCCUUCAGAAUUGAUGCCUUGUUAAAGUUGGAGCAAGAAAGAGAGGCUCAUGAAAAGCGUAAGAUGGAAUUAGAAGUUUUGGAACACAAUGUACCUUCAUUGGUUCACGAAGUCAUGAUGACAAUGAACGGAAGUGGCAAUGAUGGCAACAAUUUGGUGAAGUUGAUGGUAGGAGGAAAAUUAUUCGUAACUACCCACCGUACUCUCAAUAAGAGAGAAAAUAUGUUGAAAACCAUGUUGAGUUCUGGUUUUAAAAUAGACACAGACGAAAAUGGAUGUAUCAUACUGGAUCGAAACCCAGAGUAUUUUCCAAUUAUUUUAGAACAUAUUCGUACCGGUUCUACUAAUUAUAUUGGCUUAUGGGAAGAGGUGAAUAAUGAAUCGAUCCAACAUCUCAAGCUGUUGCUUGAAGAAGCAGACUUUUUUGGAACGAGCAAGCUCAAAUCACGUCUUCAAACCUUAAUCACAGAAUAUGAAGAAAUCUUGGAAAAGUUAUCAAAGCAAAAAAAAUCCUUGAAAAAUCAAUCUAACCCAUCAUCAUGUAUGGCAUCUAAUCAAACAGAAAGGGACGAAGAAUGGGUUGGAAAAUUUGCACGCUUGACACUAAACGAAAAGGAAUUCAUUGAAAAGUAUGUUCAGCAAAAGGAAGAACAAUUAGCCAAAGAGAAAGAACAAAUCAAAGAGAGAGAUAACAAUAUUGACAAGUCGACAAUAACUUUUAACGUUCGUGGAGUGAAGUUUUCCAUUUGCAUCAACAAGCUGCUAAUUUAUACAGGCAGCAUUUUCUACGAAUUACUAAAGCAAGUGAAGGACCUUUCCCAAGAUAUUUUUAUCGAUAGAGACCCUGAAAUAUUUGCAGUCAUAUUUGAAUAUCUUCAAAGUGGUAUAUUUAAAUCUAUGCCAAAAGACUUUUCAAAGAGAAAAUUGGUCUACAAAGAGUCAAAAGAAUUCAAAUUGCAAGGACUGACCAAAUAUUUGAAUCCAUUAAGAUUCCCUAUCGAGGAAAUUGGAGAGAAGAAUCUCAAAAUCAAGCAAGAGGAAGAUUUUAUUAGAAAAUUGUUUGCAACCGAUCGUGACAAUCCUCUUUUGAAUGAUCCUCUUAUUCAUUUAGUUCCUGUUUUUGGUAAAGACAACAAAACCAGAACAAUUUUUACUGCAAUAGUUGAGCCUCCUCCAGCUGUUCCACUGCUCUUUGACUUUGAGGACCCAGAUGAGGUGGAAGAGCUUAUUCAUGACCAUUCUACUGUAUCACCUCCCCCAGUUCCAGAAAUUUGUGAAUCCAGAGAACAAUUUUUCCAACAAUUCAACUCAUUUACAAGCGGUCUGUUUAAAGAUUGUUGUUGGGAUAACAUGUUUUGUGCAGGAGGUGUCGUGGGGUUUGAUGGUACCCAAGUUUAUUGCUUACCAAGAGCUAUCCAAGCCAUUAGCACCAGAUGUAAUAUUGUAGAUCCUGAACGCCAAUCUACGACUUACGAGGUCAGAUUAGUGAAAUAUAGCUUGAGAGGAUUUCGAAUUGGUGUUCCUGGCUAUGAUCCAAAGAAAAUAUGUAAUCCCAAACUACUUGGUAAAUCAUCACUAUUUUCGACCUCUCGACGAGUUAAACAUAACAUUCAAGACAUUUCAGGUCUUGCUCGAAUUUUGCUUAUAAGACAAGCUUACAAAUAUCCAAAAAACACGAAAACGGCGUUAAGGUUAAUUGGAGGAGGAAGUAACAUUGACAAAUCAGUGUCACUUGUAAACCCUUCAAAAAACCAUGAUUAUUCUCAAAUAUCGAUUACUAGGCGCAGGUGGAAUAAAUUCCUUACGGCGCGCUUUAUAUAUCAACGCCUUAAAGAAAGAGCUCAAGUAUUAUUAGAUUAUCAUGAAACAAAAGUAUUUUUUGAGUGUUCAUUGAAUGAUGUUCAUGAAAUAUUGAACACAAAACAACCACAGAACGAUCUUCCUCCCCACAUUGAAUGGAUCACUAUUGAGCCCGGGAGACAAUAUAUUGGAAGUUUCCAUCCAACAACGAAGAACUUUUUUAUUGAUGCCUACAGUGAUCCACAAGUAUCUAAGAAGCCAAAAUAUCGAUACAAAUGGUCAUCCGUAUACAGAUCAUAUAAGAACAGAACUGUGUCAAAUCCUUUUUCUGAUGACAUUAGUGUGACCUUAGAAAAACAAUAUCGUUCGUAUUUGGCAAAUAAGAAAAACGCAACAUUCGAAAUGCCUCCGGGUAGAGUGUUUGAUUUCAGUAAAAUGACACUGACUGUGGAAAAGCAGACUACGAGUCUUUCCAGAAGCAUUAUUGGCGUGAAAUAUGAGAGAAGAAAACCCAAAAUGAGAGCGAUUAACGAAUAUCACUGUGAAGAGCCAUUCGAUGAUGAAAGUUCUCAUCCAAAGGACUCAUCUCCAACUUUCACUUUGAGAAAUAGAGCAGUCAAGAAAUUUGUGGACAAUAGCGAAGAAAGUACUGACGGGGAAAGUGAUUAA
This is a messenger RNA of Naegleria lovaniensis, 2610 nucleotides long. RefSeq lists its product as uncharacterized. Gene Ontology annotation, biological process: protein homooligomerization. Bases 1 to 2610 code for a protein of 869 amino acids. Gene Ontology annotation, molecular function: protein binding. The record is from RefSeq and is a predicted model, not a curated record. NCBI's taxonomy places the organism in Eukaryota, Heterolobosea, Eutetramitea, Acrasida, Naegleriidae. The transcript has 8 exons.